AGAACUCACAGUGCUUUGCACAGAAAACUCUUCGAUCUCGCUGGUUUUUAAGACUAUGGCUGGAAGUAGAUACGACCAUUACGAUUAUCUAUACAAGAUAGUUUUGAUUGGUGAUUCUGGUGUUGGAAAAUCUUCUCUGCUUUCCCGUUUCACGAGGAAUGAAUUUGACCUCGAAUCGAAGUCAACCAUUGGGGUUGAAUUUGCCACUAGAAGCAUAACUGUUGAUGAGAAAGUUAUCAAAGCUCAGGUGAGGUUUCUCUUGCGUUAUUUUUUGCGUUUUUGUAAGAUGCAGUUUUAUUUUCUUGUAGCUUUGUUUAGCUUCUCUUAAGAGCGGUAAACAUUUUGAGUCUUAAAUCAUGCGUGUAGUGAACUUAGUGUACUUUAUUUUACACACAUUGCGUUUCGAUUCAAAAUAAUUCCGUUGAAAAACAUUCGCGAGCUUUUAUAAGCUUAAAUGAUUCUUUGCUAGGCCAGGCAAUACUCUUGGAAGUAGGUUUCGAUUUGAAUAGAAAAUUGUUUUUCUGCUUCCCGUUUAAGGUUUUUAAGUACAGUUUUGGUGAGUGAAAAGAUAUCAGCUGAGUUCAUUUAAAGGUGACAUCACUGUCUACAAAUCGACGUUAUAUCAACAAUUUACCAAAUAAUGAGCGGAAUGUAGUGUAUACAAACAGUGGCCUUAUUUCUAUUUCUGGUGUUUCAUUUUCGUGUAAUAUUUCGUUGCCGGUAUGUUGUGUAACUGGUGAAAUAAUUUGCCACAGUUUACGCUAAGUUUCAUCCGAAGACUUCCGGGAGUUUUUUGGAAAACUCGGGUGGAAGUUUGAAUGAUCCUUUUUGAUUGUUGAAGUUAAUGUAUUAGUGGGCUCCUACACUGUCUUAUUUCAGUGGGUUUUGUUGUUUUUGAUAGGCCCCUAUAGUCUCGGUGGGGGGGAGGGGGGGGAGGUACCGCCAUAAAUGGGCUAUUAAUAGUAUUAUAUAGGGUAUGAGCAGAUGUGAAGGGUAUGGUUUUCAGGCAGUUUAGUCUGGGAAAGGGUAUAGAAGUCAGAGAUUUGGGGGCUAGAGUGGGGUAUCAUUUUCUUGGAAACUGAUAGAUAGGUUUAAGAUUUCAGUUUAGACUAGGGAAACUGGAAAUUGUCUCUCAAUACAAAGAAGUCGGCAAAUUUAAAUUUGCCCACAACUCAGUUUGAUAACAUAGAAAGUGUUGACCUAAGUAGUUUCUGGAAAAAAGUGACUCUAUGAUGAAGAGGGAUUUGAGAAGUUUGGUCUAGUACAGGAUAGCGAAGUUGAGCUGAACUAGGUCUGGUAUAGGCUAUGGGUUCCGGGGUCCUAGUGGCACAUCCCCACCCUUAAAUUCCUACAGUACCCCCCCUGGCCCAUGGCCCCCUCCCAGUGAAUGCAACGAAAAUGGGUGAUAAUCAAAUUAAAUAUUGAUAUUUAUUUAAAGGUAUGGGAUACUGCUGGGCAAGAGCGUUACCGUGCAAUUACAAGUGCAUAUUACAGAGGAGCUGUAGGUGCUGUUCUUGUCUAUGAUUUGUCCAAACAAAAAACAUUUGAAAAUGUUGCAAGAUGGUUGCAAGAGGUCAGAGAGCAUGCUGAAUCUUCCAUCGUAAUCAUGCUUGUUGGAAAUAAAUGUGAUCUGAGACAUCUACGGGCUGUUCCAGUUGAUGAAGGCAAGAAGUAUGCAAGCGACUCAGGAUUGUGUUUUAUAGAGGCUUCAGCACUUGAUGCCACUAAUGUUGAAGAAGCAUUUACUCAGACUAUUAAAAAAGUACAUGAAGUACAGCUAGCAAAAUUGCGCAAGGAACUUGAUAUGCCGGGAAAGGAUAAUGGCACAACUGAGGGGAAAGGGAAAGUUGUGGAAGUUAAUGAAGCAUCAAAGGAAGAAAGGAGCUGUGCCUGCAGUGUUUUGUAAGAGUUUAUAUAUAACUAGUUAAUUAACAUUUAUUUCAGAGAAACUUUAUGAAAAUAUCUAUGUAGCGUAUAUUGCAGUGGGUAUAAAUUGUUUUUGAUAACUUUCAGAAUUGCUAUCUUUAAUUUUAGCCUGAGAGGAUAAGAUGCAGAAGUGUCAAUAAUUUGAGAUUCUUUAAAACUUCCAAAGGUUAUUUUGAAAAACUGCUUCCAAUUCGGUUGUUGUUGAAUAGUCACCCCAUAGAGUUUCUUCUUAACCUGCAAAAGUUAUCCAUGAAUCUUGGAACUGGAAGCGUUUACAGUUUUCUAUGCAAACUAUCAGCUCAACUGAGUAUUUUUUAAUGAUGAGUUGUCUGUUGUGUUAAAAGCUCUUUCUUGUUAUCAGCUAAUGGAGCCAACUGAUUGGUGUCACAUGAAUGAAGGGAUUAGUUUUAAAAGAAACCUGUGGUGCAGUGGUGAGGGAGUAAAACACAGGGUUUUUUUCCACUGAAUUUUUAAGUUACUGGGAAAUUUACUGCUGUUAAAAGAUUCAAAACCUGAGAUUUUGAGUGUCAGCUUUGGUCAGAGCAAUGAAUUAAAUUCAUCAAGGGCUAUUAAUAUUGCCUGAAUUAAUAUAAAAUGACUUAAUCCACAUAAUUAGUGACAAAACCAAAUUUAAGUGGUUGUUGACUCAGUUUGUCAAAUAAAUAAAUCCUGGAGGAAAUGAUGAUUCUUACUAAAGAAAUAUUAUGUAAAAAUGUUCAACACGUCUUUCACUUUCAUCCAAUUUCAAGUGCAUUAAUUUGCCAAGCCUGAGUAUCAGGCAUUUCUGGGGGGAAAGGAGAUGAGAGAAGUAACAAUAAAAGACACCGAAGGGAGAGCAACCUCUCCUCUCUCUGGCCCUGUCCACCCUCCCCCUGUGAAAUCUCCUCUCCCCUCACCCCUAAGGAAGGCCUGAUACUCAGGCUAUCAUUUGCCUCUUUCUCAUGAUCCUGAAAUCAAAAGUCUGAUUAUUC
Messenger RNA from Porites evermanni, 2897 nucleotides. The record is from the annotation of a GenBank genome assembly. Lineage: Eukaryota; Metazoa; Cnidaria; Anthozoa; Scleractinia; Poritidae.